Messenger RNA from Salvelinus fontinalis (brook trout), 4898 nucleotides. Its product is annotated as potassium voltage-gated channel subfamily B member 2-like. The transcript is spliced from 5 exons. The record is from RefSeq and is a predicted model, not a curated record. Bases 526 to 3192 code for a protein of 888 amino acids. Gene Ontology annotation, molecular function: delayed rectifier potassium channel activity; protein binding. Gene Ontology annotation, biological process: potassium ion transmembrane transport; protein homooligomerization. Gene Ontology annotation, cellular component: voltage-gated potassium channel complex; membrane. NCBI's taxonomy places the organism in Eukaryota, Metazoa, Chordata, Actinopteri, Salmoniformes, Salmonidae.
UCUUGCUCCUCUCCUCUCCGCAGUUCGCCUCACAGUACGUUUUCCCGUUCGCUCCCGUUGCCUUUACGCGCCAGUCGACGUCUGCAGAUAAACACACACACACAUACACACACACACACACACACACACACACACACACACACACAGUAGCCUGGUGUACCCUCACAGCACUCACACAUCCCCCAUCGAUGGAGGUAUAUAUCGAAUACUCACACUGGGAGUCACUAUCACCUUCUACAAAACUGCCGUCCUUAAUUUCUGCUGAGGAUUUUUCAUCAAGAGGGAAGCCUAAAUGUUUUUUUUUCUCCCUCGUUUGAGUUGAUCAAAAUGUUGGAGACAUGUCUAUUGACUCAGAGUCUCGUUCAAAGCGCAGAGCUCGGAAUCUUAGCGGACUGACUGAAGGGGAUUCCGGAUCAAUUAUUUAUCUCCUUCCCCCGACGGAGCAAGAGUUUGCAUGCAAAAGGUGGUUUAUUUCGGCAAGAUAAGCCUUGUCCUCCAUCCCUCCUCCUCCACCACCACACCACCAUGGCUGAGACAGACGGACCUAAGACCCCCCUCAACACUCCACGGGGUAACAACCACCCAGGGGUAACCUCCCUCCCCCCAGAGCCCAUCCAAAUCAUCCGCACCAAGGCCAGCUCCAGGAGGGUCCGGGUCAACGUCGGAGGUCUAAACCACGAGGUCCUGUGGCGGACGUUGGACCGGCUCCCACGCACCCGCCUGGGUAAGCUUCGCGACUGCAACACCCACGAGAGCCUGAUGGAGGUCUGCGAUGACUACAGUCUCCAUGAGAACGAAUAUUUCUUUGACCGGCACCCUGGCGCCUUCACCUCCAUCCUCAACUUCUACCGCACAGGGAAGCUGCACAUGAUGGAGGAGAUGUGCGCCCUGUCGUUCGGUCAGGAGCUGGACUACUGGGGUGUAGAUGAGAUCUACCUGGAGUCCUGCUGCCAGGCCCGGUACCACCAGAAGAAAGAACAGAUGAACGAGGAGCUGCGGAGGGAGGCGGAGACGCUGAAAGAAAGAGAGGGAGAAAUAGAGUUUGAUAACAUCUGCUGCCAGGAGAAGAGGAAGAAGCUUUGGGACCUCCUGGAGAAACCCAGCUCCUCCCUACCUGCCAAAAUCCUGGCCAUCCUAUCUAUCCUGUUCAUCAUUCUCUCCACUAUCGCCUUGUCCCUCAACACUCUACCAGAGCUCCAGGUGCUAGAUGAGUUCGGCCAGGCCAACGACAACCCCCAGCUGGCCCAUGUAGAAGCCAUCUGCAUCGCCUGGUUUACCAUGGAGUACCUCCUCCGCUUCCUCUCCUCACCCAACAAAUGGAAGUUCUUCAAAGGUCCCCUGAACGUCAUUGACCUGCUGGCCAUCCUCCCUUAUUACGUCACCAUCUUCCUGACGGAAUCCAACAAGAGCGUUCUACAGUUCCAGAACGUCCGGCGUGUGGUGCAGAUAUUCCGGAUCAUGAGAAUAUUGAGGAUUCUGAAGCUGGCCAGGCAUUCCACAGGGCUGCAGUCUCUAGGCUUCACCCUGAGGCGGAGUUACAACGAGCUGGGCCUGCUCAUCCUCUUCCUGGCCAUGGGCAUUAUGAUCUUCUCCAGCCUCGUCUUCUUCGCCGAGAAGGACGAAGACGCCACCAAGUUUACCAGCAUCCCCGCCUCCUUCUGGUGGGCCACCAUCACUAUGACUACGGUGGGUUACGGUGACAUCUACCCUCAGACUCUGCUGGGUAAGAUAGUCGGGGGGCUCUGCUGUAUCGCCGGGGUGUUGGUCAUCGCUCUGCCCAUCCCCAUUAUCGUCAACAAUUUCUCUGAGUUCUACAAGGAGCAGAAGAGACAGGAGAAGGCUAUAAAGAGGCGGGAGGCUCUGGAGAGGGCCAAGAGGAACGGUAGUAUCGUCUCCAUGAACCUGAAGGACGCGUUCGCCCGGAGUAUGGAGCUGAUGGAUGUAGUCGUGGAGAAAGGAGGAGAGGACAACCACCCGUCUCCCAGCUGGGCCGGCACGCCCAGACACACCGCCUCCGACAUCAGCCUGAGGUCGUUGGAUAAGAAAUACCCCGAGUCCGUCCUCCUGGGGUCCACCCACCGCAUCACCAUCACCACCAGUGGUAGCCCCGAGCUGAGGCCCCUCAGUAGCUUUCAGUAUAGAGGCCGUAUCCCAGAAUUCAGAGGCAGUACCUCUCAGCUUCUUAACGCUCAGAACCUGGAGAUCAUGUUCAACCAGCUGACCAAGUCUCAGUCCUUUACCAACCUCAACACUUCCUGCUCUGUGAGCACUAUGAGCACCUCCGCCACCACGGCAACCUCGGUAUCUUCGCGGCAACAGCACCCAGGGUCCCCGCCCUCCCCGGCCCGGCCACAACAGGAAGUGGAGCAGGAGAGGCAGGAAGUCCCACCCUCUUCCUGGACAGAGCCCCUACUGAAGGAAAGCGAAGCAGUACGCAGCCUGUCGAGCAUGGACAGCUUCGCCAGCUGCAGGGCUGAGUUCGGGGAGGGCUCUGGAUACGGAAGAAAGUUCCCUCCAUCUCUAGACCUCCUCCCAGAAUCGAGGGUCAACGAUGCCCAAAGCCUCCAGGACGCUGCCUCCCUCAAAGACAGCAUGUAUGAGUUUGUCCCCUACAACCAAGAUGGCGGCACACAGUUCCCGAGAGACGACGUAGAGAACAUCCGUAGCACCCUGAGAGACGGCAUCAACCCUGUCGUCAAGGGGACCAAAGAGCUAAAGGUCAACUUCAUCAAGGGCCCACCCAACGAGCCCCCCCCGACACCACCCAGCACCGCCUCUCCCCAUGACAUCAGCUUCAGCUUCCUGGAGAAUGAAUCGCCAGAGAGGGAGACCUCGCUGCGCCUCCCCAGCACAAAGGCCGUCACCCUGGGCACAGAAGACGAGACCAGCCCCCUGUCCCUCGAGAGGCUGGUGGUGGACACCCCGCCAGGGGAUGAGGACUCCCCGGACCAGGGUCUCGGGGGUCAAGGUUCGUCCAACGAGGAGAAGAAUCAGAUGGAAGCGGCGGGAACGGCAGGGGGGACACCGCCUGGGAACUGCACCCAGGAUGUGGUGGUGGUGGUGGGAGGAAGGGCAGGUGGGGAGGGCAAAGGUCGACAGCAACCCAAGUCAGAGAACCACAUGUUUACACCAGAGAUUCACCUGAUGCCCGGGGACGCCAGUAUGUCCCCGACCUACGAAACCAGCAUGUAACCCACUGGAACUACGUUUAAUUAACCUAACCUUGACCUGCUGAAAAAGACGAAGAAGAAUGAGGAGAUAUUGGAGAGGUGAGAUGAGAGGAAAAAGGGAACACAGAUAGCGAAAUAGUGGAAGAGAUAUUUGCAUGGCAUGACAAGUCCCUUUUCUACGUAUGUUGUGUAUUGCUGAAACAGACACUGCAGCGGUUUACUGCUGAAACAGACACUGCAGUACUUAUGCAGAAUUAGGAGGAAAGACGGGGAGGAGAAACGUGUGGGGCUCAAAACUAGAAACUCAUACGGACAGAGAUCAUUUAUCCAAGUAUGAGGACAUUUUUGAUCCUGAUGUAUAUUUCAACCGUGUUCCUUUUUAUUCUAGCAACAAAAUGCACGGAGGGAUUUAUCUUUAAAAAGCAUGCAUUUAAAAAGAAAAAAUACAUAUUAAGAACUUGGAUGAAAGCGUUCCACUGUACAGAAUAUGACAACAAAGUCAAUGCACAGAAGAAGAGACAGAAGAUAUCCAUGUUUUGCCAAAAGGUACAAAUAUUUCCAAUGUGAGGAGAAUGGAGGUAAAUACAUUGACAGACCUCAGACAGAGUGUGUAUCCCAAAUGGCACCCUUUACCUUCAACUGUAUAGUGCACAACUCUUUCCCUAUAUAGAGUAGUGCACUACAUAGGGCAUAGGAUACCAUUUGGGAUGUCGCCAGAGUGUUGCGACCUAUGACAAACAUAUCACAACCUUACGUGGAAAUGCAAUGUGCAAUAACCACGGCAACUAUGUCAUGUUUUUUGGAGUUAAUGAUGAGAUUUAUGUAUGAACUUUAAUGUCAUUAACCUUAUUAUUAAAAGACCUUAGGUUAAAUGACCAGAAUAUUAUUAUUUUAAAUUAUUAUUUUUGUUAGAAAGAAGAGGAUGGUAAAAAACAAAACGUUUCUUCCUCUCGAGUACACACAACUAUAAGUUGCCUAAAUCUGUAGUUAGUGAGGACAACUGGCAAAUGCUUCAGCUACUAGCCUAAACAUAAUAAAUCAACAUAUUUAUAUCAGCAAGCAACAUAGGUUUAUAGAAAGAAUAAAAAUCAUGAGGGUGGUUGAAAUACAACACUGUACCUUUUCCACUUCUAUGAUUCCAUCCAAAAUAUCACACUAAUAAUAAUAUGUACUUCUGAAUGUAACUUUUACGGAUUUAAAAUUCUCUAAAAUACAGUAAAGUAGGCCUACAGUUAAGUUAGUUAAGAUAAUCCUAGAGGCUUUCUAUCAGGGUAGUGGGGAGGUUCCAACUUAAUAACAAGUUAUUUAUCAACCUGAUAGAUAUGUUAGUCUUUGAUUCUUGCAUAUGCUACCGUAAGCUCUUCCUUUAGACAAUGUGAACAAUGGUACAUCCCAUAACACCUUGUUUCACUAUGUAGGGCACUACUUUUGACCAGAGUCCCAUGGUUACAAAUAAUACUAUAGUCAUGGGUUCUGGUCAAAAAGGAGUGCGCUAUGUAAGGAAUAGGGUUUCAUGAUGGAAACAACCAAUGAUAGAACAUCACAGAGAAAAACGUAUAGAAUAUUUUAGCUUUUAUCUAUCAAUCUAUCAGUGCAUCCAAACUGCUCAAUGACGUUACCAGUAAAUGUGUUCUUUUAUUUUCCCUCAUGGGUGGUGGGUCUGUAGUACCAUCAUACCUGGUGGGUCUGUAGUACCAUCAUACCUGGUUGGUCUGUAGUACCAUCAUA